AUGUUUGUUGUUGGUAUGUUGAAUGGUGGCAAAUUUGAUGGUGGUAUGUUGGAUGGUUGUAUAUUGGAUGGUUGUAUAUUGGAUGGUGAACAACAACCUCCAUCUCCAGAUGAUCAGCACUAUAAGAAGAACAAAAGAAAGUUCCAAACUUUAGAAAAUAAAAUUGAAAAGAUUGUAGAAGAAAUUCUGAAGGCAAAGGAAUUCAACAUUUCAUCUCCACCCACGAGAUCUACUUCUUUUGUAGACUUUUAUAAUAUGCGAAAGGGAAAUGAGACUGAUGUUCAUUACCUCGAUCCACUUCCAAAGGAUUUCAAGACACUCCAUCCUAAUCUUGCAAAGGAGUGCAAGUAUGUUACAAAUGGUUUACAAUCGACAAUAUUUUCAACUUCGUUCAAUGGCACCCAAUCCAUUAUUAAGUUGUACAAAGAUAAUAGUGACAAGAUCGUCGAAUCCGUUUGCUUAGAACGUCUAAACAGUGUUGAUGGGGUACCAAGAAUCAUUUUUCAAGGUGACUCAUGGAUUGUAUUACAACCUCAAGGUGUUUUGAUAGAUAGUAAUGCUCCAUGGUCGGUAUUUGUUGAGGCUCAUCAACUUGGUUUGGUACAUAGAGAUAUCCGUCCAUCAAAUAUUAUCAUCUCAAAUGCUGAUAAUACUCCAAUUCUAAUUGAUUGGGCGGCAGCAGUACAAAAGGAUACACAGGAUCACUACGUUGGAACCUUGUACACAGCUUCUUUCUCUGUGCUCGAUUCACUCGAUAUCAGAGAGCCACAUUUCUCAACAAUCAUUGAUGAUCUCGUUGCUUUUGUCAAAACAAUCAUUAUAAUCAGGUUCAAAUUCAUAGACGAUCUAAUACAUCAAAUUCCAAGAACCAAUCCCUCUCAGUUAAAAUCUACAUGGAAGAGAAUAACAAAAACACUUCUGGAUCCAUACUAUCGUAAACUAUUAUCAGCAUCUCACGAGGGCAACUAUGAAAAGAUUUAUCAAUUGCUUUGUGAUGGUUGUGAUCACCAACAUCAUGAUCAACAACAUCAUAAACAUUAG
Molecule: messenger RNA, 1041 nt
Organism: Heterostelium album PN500
Lineage: Eukaryota; Evosea; Eumycetozoa; Acytosteliales; Acytosteliaceae
Exons: 5
Coding region: 1-1041 (346 amino acids)
Biological process (GO): protein phosphorylation
Molecular function (GO): protein kinase activity
Source: RefSeq, a predicted model, not a curated record